AUGGCAAAAGAGUUAACUGGUUUACAUUUAGCUAACAUUAUCAGUUUAGAAAAGAAAACUAAGACUUUUGAAUAAAUUGUAUAAGUUGAAUCAGGAAGUCUUUUAAAAUCAAGUUAUCAAAAGGAUAGAAAAAGUGAAAAAUAAUAACAAGAUUCAAAACAAAUUAAUUAAAACCUUUUUGAUAUCAAAUGA
Paramecium sonneborni is the source of this 192-nucleotide messenger RNA. Lineage: Eukaryota; Ciliophora; Oligohymenophorea; Peniculida; Parameciidae. The record is from the annotation of a GenBank genome assembly.